CCGCCCCGCCUCGACGGAGGCGGAGGAGACUGUGAAGAUGGAAGAGGAGACGGUGAAGGUGGAUGAAGAGACGGUGACUGAGGCGAAGGAAGAAAUGAAGGCCGAAGAGGUCGGGAUCGAGGAGGGGAAACCCUCGGUUGAGGAAUCAGAGGCCAAGAGCUCUGUAAAUGCGGAAGACAUAGGGGAUGUGAAGGAGCCUCACGAAGAAGAAGAUAGAGGUGAGAGGUUAGAGCUCGAAGAUGAACCUGAGUAUGAAGUUGAGGAAGAGACUGCAGUAGACUAUGGAGAACAAGAAGUGGAGCAUGGUGAGCAGGAGUUGGUGGAGGAGGCAGCUGAGGAAGAUGGUGAAGGAGACAUUGGCGACGAGGAAGAAGCUGAGGUCGCAGACCAAGAAAUGGAUGAUGGUGGAGAGGAUGCUGAGGGUGAAGAAUAUGUGGAUGGUGAAGAGGAAGAAAAUGAGGUUGAUGGUGAGGGGCAAGAACACCAUGAGGUUGUAAAGGAACAUCGCAAACGGAAGGAAUUUGAAAUAUUUGUUGGUGGCUUAGAUAAAGAUGCAACUGAAGAUGAUCUCAGGAAAGUGUUCAGUGCAAUUGGCGAAAUCACUGAAGUUAGGCUCAUGAUGAAUCCUCUGACAAAGAAAAAUAAAGGAUUCGCUUUUUUGCAUUUUGCAGCCGUUGAACAAGCAAAACGUGCUGUUUCGGAGCUAAAGACCCCAGUGGUGAAUGGUAAACAGUGUGGUGUUGCCCCCUGUCGAGACAGUGACACACUCUUUGUUGGGAACAUAUGCAAGACUUGGACCAAGGAACAUUUGAAGGAGAAAUUGAAGAAUUUUGGAAUCGAGAAUCUUGAGGACUUGAGCCUGGUUGAAGAUACAAAUAGUGACGGAAUGAAUCGUGGUUUUGCGUUUUUGGAAUUUUCAUCGCGUUCUGAAGCAAUGGAAGCUUUCAGACGCUUGCAAAGGAGGGAUGUUUUUCUUGGUACUGAGAGAAAUGCAAAGGUUUCUUUUGCUGAUUCUUUUAUUGAACCAGAUGAUGAGAUCAUGGCUCAGGUCAAAACCAUCUUUAUUGAUGGUUUGCCUGCUACAUGGGAUGAAGACCGCGUUAAGGACUAUCUAAAGAAAUAUGGUCUAGUUGAGAGUAUUGAGCUUGCUCGGAAUAUGCCUUCUGCUAAGAGGAAGGACUUUGGGUUUGUCACUUUCGACACGCAUGACAAUGCUGUUACAUGUGCUGAAGCCAUAAACAACAAGGAGUUGGGAGAAGGAGACCACAAGGUUAAAGUAAGGGCUAGAUUGUCAAGACCUCACCAGAAAGGUACAGGAAACCGUGACAAUUGGGGGGAGAGUAGGAUCGGUCGAGGUUUUUCCAGAGGCGGUCGCAUCUCUUAUAGUCGUCCUCCACCUCAUAGGUUCCCAGGACGGGGUAUCAGACCUAUUUUUAGUACUCGUGGUGCACUAACAGGUGGUCGUGGAUUUAAGCGUCCUAUUCCAUUCAGAGGGAAGCGCCCUUUUAUGGCUGUGGAUGAGAGGCCUCGACGUUUGCCUCCACCAGAGAGGUCCUAUGAUAGGAGGCCACCAGUUCCUGUAUAUCCUAAAAGUAGCACGAGAAGGGAGCACAGUAGGCGAGAUGAACCUCCUCCAAGAAAUAGAGCUGUUACUGAAUAUCCACCUAGAAUACCUAUCGAGAGACGCUCAGCUUACAGGGAUGAGUACUCUGACAUCCCACCCCGUAGUGAUCCUCGAGGUCCAGAUAGGAGAGCGUACGUAGAAGACGGUUAUGGGCGAAAACCUGAAAGGCCUCCUCCGACUUAUCGAGAAGGACCCAGCCGAAACUAUGAUUCAUUUUCAGGAUCCAAGCGCCCAUACUCGGAAUUGGAUGAUGUGCCUCCUCGAUAUGUUGAUGUGAGCAUGCGCCACUCAAGGGCUCGUUUGGAAUAUGGUGUUGGCGGCAGCAGUGCCCAAUAUGACGAUGCUUAUGGAGACAGGUUUGGACCCUCUCAUAUGGGAUAUGGAAGUGGUCGCAGUUCUCUUUCUGCUCAAGAUGGACUGUACAGCAGCCGUCAGGGCAUGAGUUAUGGUAGAGGUUCUGCUAGCGGUAGGGAUGUUGGUGGAAUGUAUUCAUCAAGCUAUAGUAGCAACUAUCCUCCACAAGAAUAUGAUGUUGGUGGUAGCUCCUAUUCCUCCCUGUAUUCUGGUCGUAGCUCUAGUGGCAAUGGGUACUUAGGUGGCAGGGGCUCUGGUUCAUACUAUUAAGAUACUGUAGCUGGGAUGAAACUAACCCAGGUCUACGGCUGACUUAUCACGUUUACUGCUGUUCAGGGAGUAGUCCAAGUAGGACAAAUUUUCAUUUUCGACCAUUUUUGAAAUUUACUUGGCGUUUUCGACAUUCUUUGCACUUAAUUACCAAUUUUGAGCCAGAGGUGGCUAAAACUGGGUUGAAAUUGAUAAAUAAGUGCAAAGUUGAUCGAAUUUGAUAAUUAAGUUUUAAAAAUAGUCGAAAAUGAAAAUUUGUCCUGUAAAAGUAUGAUGCAUUAGUUAAAGAAAUAAGGGCUCAACUUUAUCAAGGGUUGCUGACAAUUUAAAAUAAGAUAGUUUCUAUAAAAAUUACAUUAUAUUAUUUAAAGCUGAAAGUUUUUUAAUUGAGACCAAAACAUAACAACUGAGUCAUUUGCCUAUGGGUCAUGCAAUCAAAGUUAUGGUGUAUAAUUCUUUGGUUCUCUUACCCAAAGACAACUUGUUUAGUUUUUCAUGGCAGCUUGAGUACUGGCCAUGACAGCUGACUUGAGACUGAACUGCAUUUGACAUUGAUUAUGGUUCCGCCAAAAUGAAGGUAGGAAACAGCCAUAUAAGGUUUGCGAUGAGAAAGAGGCGUGUCAGAAACUUCGGAGAGGAUUUUCUGUGCGUUUGGUUGCUUGCAUGCUUUCAAAUAUCCAGGAAAGAUUAUAUGAUAAGUUUUUAUUUCUAGAUGACCUUAUUUAAUUGUACAACAUCAUUGUUAUCGUUAUUGUCAGUGUUUUAAUAGUUGCACAUCAUCUCUUUUACUGCUCUUUGCUCUUUUGUUGUGA
Asparagus officinalis (garden asparagus) is the source of this 3060-nucleotide messenger RNA. Its product is annotated as heterogeneous nuclear ribonucleoprotein R. The record is from RefSeq and is a predicted model, not a curated record. Gene Ontology annotation, cellular component: nucleus. The coding region runs from base 38 to 2248 and encodes 736 amino acids. Lineage: Eukaryota; Viridiplantae; Streptophyta; Magnoliopsida; Asparagales; Asparagaceae. The transcript is spliced from 12 exons. Gene Ontology annotation, molecular function: mRNA binding.